CAACGCUGCUCGGGCUGUCACUAUCUGCACUUCUGUUCGCGAGAGUGCCAGAUUCAUCAAUCAACUCUACACGUUACGGAUUCAGUAGGUCCAGAGGCAACACUCGUAAAACUCUAAAAAAAUUCACUGAUAACUAGAUAGACGGGCUGUGAUAGUGUGCUGAUUAUAAAUGAUGUAGUUUAAUUGUCUCCCAAAAUUGUGUCGCGGAAUUAUUGAUGCUACUACAAGAGCAACACAAUGCCAAGGAGCAAUACAAAUUGACUCUUUGAAGCUCGACUACGCCCGAUGUUUUGCCGUAUUUCUUCCUGAUCUAAGUUAGCAGGCACAUAUAGGUGCUGAUAGAUUAACGCCAUUUACGACCAUCUUAACAAAACACGAAGGAGAAAGAACGAAGAUAUCAGGAGAACUCAUAACACUACUGAUAAUACAACUAAAAAAAAAACGUGCGUGCAUAUAAUUUUUGAAGGAUUUUUGAAAGCCAUCGUUCUGGACAUUGCGACUUCCUUUUGAGCAUACAAAAGGUUGGAGGGCGUAUUCCACGGUAGAGGAUCUCCUUGGCCAUCGCUUAGCCCGUAAACGGACUGUGUCGUUAUUUGGUUUUUCUCAACUUUCUGCCAAGUAUUUAAUGUUAUUUUCUGUGUGAACUAGUCUUCCUAUUUUAUCUUCUUAUUGUCGAGAUACCGUCGUUUUGCUCCAGAACCCAUUUUGCAGGAAAUAACUACAAAAUGAGCAAUGCCAAAAUUUCUUUUGAGCUGCUGACAAUACAACAGCCUCGUCUUUUUCUGUGCUACAUAUUUUUGUUCUAUUGAAAUGAUGAUCAGGACUGCAACUUGACCGUCGGAACUCACUGUUCAGACUUGAUAUCGGGCCACAACCACACGUUUGACAGAGCGUCGAUUCUAUCACGUCUUCUCAAAGUGUCUUCUCUACUUUGACGUAUGACAGUACACGAACUACAAUCAGGUAGCAGCGCAGCGCAUAAAUGCCUCCGUAGCGUGCCGCAUCAUUUUCAAUGGCCACUUGCAUGUUCGCGAUUCAUCUUAUCUGAGUUGACUACUGUACGUUUGCUUAGGAACUACAAAAAGCUGAACCUAAAAAAGCCAUCUAUCAUUAUGGCGUAUGUUUACCUCAGCUUAAGAAGCAGCGGCCGCUUGGGCUGGAGAACAGACCAAUAAAUUGCGGACAGAGAUAGGCCUUCUCGUUCCAUUGUUUGCUUUGAAUAAUAUGCCAGUUGCCGUAAACUUUUCAUUGGAGUGGACCGAACAUCCCGAGAUCAGCAUAAAACAACGCACCUGUGUACAUAUAACAUUUGAAGUAUAUAGAGAGAGAGAGAGAGAGAAAGAGAAAGUAUUGAUAUAUCUAUAUACAUCGGUGGGUGUAUGCGACUGUGUGUGAACUCUAAGUCAGACUAAACGACUCUAACAGUAUCGCAUCCGUUGUAUUGCAUUGUAUAGCAUCUAUGAGCUACAGCUAUAACUGACUAUAUAAUGACCUCUAUAGCUUCUUCCGCUGCUAGUAGCUCGGCCACAUUGGAUGAUCUAAUUACUGUUAAGUAUUUGUUGCCUAUGUGUUGUUAACCCUUACCGUGUACGCACGCAAUUUAAACACUUCUGUACAGACAAACAGUCUUGGCGUAAGACGAAAAUCUUUAAAGAACUUCACAGUUCCUAUUGUUACACAAACUAUCGGCCUCUGUCUGCACUUAUUUCUGAUUUCACACCUUCACUACAAUUUUGCCACUAAUUCCUGCACUCAUAAUACUAGUCUUCACGUUGUCGUUGUAGUGGCAGUUUUCACGACAGGGGCAAUGUAAGUAGUUGAUUGCAUGACCUCUUGGCAUCGUGUAACGUGACAGGUGUAACAAAUAUUUGUAACCAGCAACGUAACCAACCAGUUUGGAGGAGUCAAGCAUUCGAGAUGCCUUAAGGUCGCGUACAUAUGCCUUUUGCUUGGGACACGCUUCCUAUCUAACGCUGGAAAGACCGUACCCAAUCACCGACAAUCGGCCGUAAGAGGUAGUCAGAAAAGCUUGACUGACGGCUUCAUCAGUAUGUUCUGACUGUGCGACAACUUUAUCGGCCAUUAUCCAGACACAAACGUGGCUAUUUCACAAAGUCAACUAGAUACAUUUGGGUGGUUGCAGGCUACGGAAGGUCGCGGGUGGUCAUUUGUUGGACGUCACCAGUGGCCGUGCACGUUAAAACGUUGGCAGUUUACGCCUUAAUGCUUGACGUGCUACUGCUUCGGUGGUCUAUUUCGCGGCGCAAGUUGCUGCUGCCGCCGCUGGUAGUCGACCAUGGCGAGAAUGUUCUCGCCAUCGGCCGAGUCCUCACUCGACAAUAUUAAAGACCACAAAGAAAAUGACGGAAGCGGAGUCCUCAACGAGGCACAGGGGUCGCUUGCAGCAGCUUCGCGGUGGCGUGGCCUUCUUGUGCCCGCCCUGCAGAAGUUGCACUGUCAGGUUCACCCAACAUUAACAGCGAGCGCGGAAGCGCUUGACUACGUCGAAGCCCUCAUACUGCGGUUACUGGCAACGCUGUGCGCGGGGAAACCACACUCUACGCAAGAAGUCGAAGAUCGAGUGGCGCGUACGUUUCCCAAGCCACUUGAUCACGUCGCAACAAAGGAUGCCCUGCAGGCGUUGGAACGAUGGCGGGCGUCAGCGCUGAGUACGACUGGAAGCACGCUUCGGCGGCCGCGGUUGCCGGGAGCUGGAACACCGGGCGGAUCCGCUGCGACGGGUCAUGGGUUGACCUUGCCAGUUGAGCGGCUACAUACCCACGUCCGCGAGCUCGUUGGCCAUAAGGUCGAGAUGACCGUGAGUCUGUUUGUGUGUGCGGUACUCGAGUAUAUUGCUAGAGACAUCCUAAAGCUAACCGGUAACUACGUGAAAAACAUCCGUCAUAGUGAAGUGACGCUGCAGGAUUGCCGGGUAGCAAUGUGCGCUGAUCCCGUUCUCGACGAAUUGUUCUGCUUCACCGGUGAAGAGUGGGCAGAUGAACGGCCGCCAGAACUCACCGAACUUCCCGAAAAGAACACGUAUGCGAGCCACGUGACCGAACUACUUACCGAGGAAAGAGAACACAUUAAGACGUUGCAGCUUAUCACUAAGGUGUUCCGGCACACGCUUCGCCAGCUGUGUCAACCGAGUAUUUCUGGGGGAGAUCAUCAAGGCGUUAGUAGCGGUCGAGGAGGCUAUGGACAAAGCCAAGCGCAAGGACAAAACAACGCAGAUUUGGUGGAAGACGAACCCGCUGAGCUACGGGCGAUUUUUGGCAAUAUCGAUGAAAUUCUUGAAUUUUCGGCGGCUCUGCUGUCUAGCUUCGAGGAUGUGGUCGAGAUGACGGACGAAGAUCAGGUUCCAGCACUUGGUAGCUGUUUCUACGAUAUGGCCGAGAGCUACGAGUUUGACGUAUUUGAAGACUACGCCGAGCACGUGGCUUCACCACAAUCGGCACUAGCCCUACAGGAGCUCCUUGAGCGGCCUUAUGUUCAUGCAGCCCUGCAACGUUCCAGCCACGGACUCUGGUUGGCCGCGCGCUACGUAAUGCCCCGAUUACUCUGGGCGCCCGUGUUCCACUGCCUAACGUAUUUUGAUGCCAUCCGCGCUAUGACCGUGCUGGCUGUGAACGAGGAAGAUCGCGAAAGUCUGGAACAAACGGACGGACUUAUUGGACAUCUCAAGGCUCAGCUGACAGCGGCCGUGGCCAAUUCACCAUUGAAACGAUCGUCGGCCGCGUCCAUUGAGCAGGGUGGGUUGUUCCUUCGCCGCCGCAGUGCCCUCCGCCAUUCAGCGGCGCAUAAGUUGAACGAACUAUCGCGUUGCGUCGAUGGCUGGUCGGAGCUUCAGCAGCGAGAGAUCGCCCAGACGUGCCAGGAGUUCGUGCUGGAAGGCCCCCUGCACAAAUUAGCAGCCGGCAGCAAUCGUCGGCCAACGGAGCGCUACGCAUUCCUAUUUGACGGUCUGCUGUUGCUUUGCAAGCCGGCCAGUGCACAGUCGCGUAGCCGAGGGCAGCCAGAUCGGGAGAGCUAUAAGCUAAAGGAGAAGUUUUUUAUACGCAAAAUGGAGGUCGCAGAUCGCGCGGACACCGACGAUGUGCGACACGCGCUUGAACUGAUUGGCCGGCCAGACGGUGGAUCUGGGAGCGCAGGAAGCGGCCAAAGUACGAUUGUGCUAGUCUGCAAAUCUGCGGAGGACAAGCUGAAUUGGUUAGCAAGUUUAGUAGCCGUCAACACUCGAUCCUACCUCGAGCGAAGUCUCGAUUCGAUUCUCAGCGCUGAGGAGAAGCAACACCCGUUGCGUUUGCCAGAUAACUACAAGUUCUCCGAACCGGAUCUUCCAGCGAAUAUCGUCUUCGAAGAAAAAUCGACAGGAGGCGUGCCGCUAAUCAAAGGCGCUACCCUGUACAAGCUAGUCGAACGUCUAACUUUUCAUAUGUACGCCGACCCAUCGUUUGUGCGCACAUUUUUAACGACGUUUCGAAGUUUCUGCCAACCACGUGAACUGCUCGAGUUACUUGUCGAACGUUACAACAUCCCAGACCAUCCCGACCAUGCCGAUGAAGCCGAAUCCUGUUCUAUUGAGCCACAGCAGAUGGCCAAGCGCUUCCGCAAGGAGUACCAGCAACCGGUACAGGUGCGCGUUCUCAACGUGAUACGGCAUUGGAUAGAGCAUCACUACUACGAUUUUGAACGUGAUCGCCGUCUGCUAGAGGAGUUGCGUGACUUUCUUGAACGGAUGCGAGCUGACGCGCGGUCUGGCAAAAACAUGCGCAAAUGGAUCGAUUCCAUUUCGAAAGCCGUACAACGCAAACAGGAGCAACAAGGCACAGCGAAGGAACUGACGUUCUCGCACGAACCCCCGCCGCUCGAAUGGUAUUUGGCUCGUCCUGGCGAGACCGACCGUUUUGAUCUACUUACACUGCAUCCGGUGGAGGUCGCCCGCCAACUAACCCUCCUAGAGUUUGAAUUGUAUCGCGCCGUUCAGCCGUCUGAGCUAGUGAACGCGGCCUGGACAAAAAAAGACAAACAGCGCACUUCGCCGAAUCUAUUAAAAAUCAUUCAUCAUUCGUCUGAUUUCUCGUUUUAUCUUGAGAGACUAAUCGUCGAAUGCCAAAACCUUGAAGAACGAGUCGCUGUCGUCUCGCGCUGUAUUGAGAUGAUGGUUGUGCUGCAGGAAUUGAACAAUUUCACGGGCGUGUUCGCCGUGUCGUCGGCGCUCCAGUCAGCGCCUGUUCACCGCUUAGAGCACACGCAGGCAGCGGUCCGUAGCACUUUGCGCAAAGCACUCGACGACGUUCUUGAUCUUCAAUCCGAUCACUGGAGGAAGUACCAGGAACGUCUACGCUCGAUCAAUCCGCCCUGUGUGCCGUUCCUGGGAAUGUACCUGACGAAUAUUUUACAUAUCGAAGAGGGAAAUCCAGACAUGAUCGUUGUCGCAGACGGCGCUGAACUCAUCAACUUCUCGAAACGACGGAAAGUCGCCGAAAUCACUGGUGAGAUCCAGCAGUACCAAAAUCAGCCAUACAAUCUGACCGUCGAGAAGAACAUCCGUGUCUUUCUCGAACAGUUAAGCCCACAGCAGGCUUACCAGUCGGAGAAAGAGCUCAACGACUACCUGUAUCAGUGCUCAUUGCAGAUUGAGCCACGUGGCGCGCGCUAUCCACUCAAAGCGCCCAGACGGUGGCCAGAAUUAUCGCUCAAAUCUCCUGGCAUCAAGGUUGCCACCCAACGGCAGACGACUCGGCCCGCAGUACCAGCCGUACUCCAGUCGUCUGCUAUGACCCUCUCAAGCAGCAGUAGUAAUAGUAUUGUCCCAAGUGCAACAGCAGCAACGGCGGCAUCUGCCACUGCCACUAGCGCUACCUCGUGUGCAACAGGUCUCGGUUCAGUAUCAAAUAAUGCGUCUGCAACUAACCAUAACCACAUGCCUCUAAGCACUUCUACCGGUGGUUGUGCCGGCGUUCAGGCAUUCUCGUCAACCUCGACGUCGUCUGCUACAUCGCCAAAUCCGCCACAGUCACCAGAGGACGUCUCACUACUACCGCCACUAACACCAACAUCACCACCGUCAUCGGCUGGCGAUACAAUACAUGUGCCCGUUCUAGUUCCGAUGCUCGACCCCCCACCGCCGCACCACCCACUCUCGCACCACCACCACCACCAUCCACCCCCUCCACCUCACCCACUCCCUCAUCAUCAUCAACAUCACCAUCAUCUCUCCGGGCUUCCGGGUCACCCCCAGCAGUCGCACCAUUAUCCAGCCUCAACUCAUGGCGGUUGUAACCUUAGUCAACAACAGCAGCAGCAGCAAACGCAGCAGCAGCAACAGUCCUCGAUGCCGCACGGACCAAUCUCCUCUGUUCCACAUGCCCCCCAGAUCAUUCACCAGUUGUCGCUGUCGCUGUCUUUACAGCAACAACAACAAGGAUCACAAUCGGUCGCCCCUCCGCCUGUUCACAAACGACAGCACUCGCAUCCGGCCUCGCUUAGCGGCGUCUUUUUUCCUCCGUCACCAUCGUCGCCAAAUGCCCCCGGUAACAGUAUCGCUGGAGCUGGAAGUGGAGCUGGAACUGUUUCUGGCAGUGUAAGCCACGCUUCGCAGCGAUUCGCAUUUCCGGACGCGGUGGGAACAUCGCUUCCCGCCGGGGCUGUUGGAGUUGUUCCUGGAGGAACUCUGUCGACCGGAGCCACGGCCAGUGGUGCUGGUAUAGUUGCUAUAGUAAAUCCGAUGCCACCGCCGUUGCCUCCACGAGCUCGAAGGGACGACUCGACUUCGCCGGCGCUUCCGCCUCGGGGCGUAGGCCACGAGUCGCCUCCUCCUCUACCGCCGCGAAAACAGCAGGCACCAGGGUCCGGAGUCCCACCUGCUACGCCCCACACGCCAGCGAUGCCCGUAUCAUCUGGGCCACAUUCACAACACAGUAGUCCUGCUGCUAACCCGGGCCAACCGGCCGGAUCACCCCCCGUCCUAGCAGGGCUAGAACCGGCGGUUACAAUACCGACAGCAGCAGUGGGGACAUUCGUCGCUCCCGGGGUAACAGUAAUCGCAGGUGGUGCAUCAGCCUCAACUACAGGGACGGGUGCCAACGCGUUAACAGCCGUUGUUGGCAGCGCUAGUUCUGCUGGGUCCCAACUACGGCCAGAACAGACGACGCCCUUGUUGCCACCCAAAACACACAAAAAGCCCCGACCACCACCUCUUAUCAUCCACCAAAGUAACGCCCACCCCAGAUAACAACGACAAACAUCCUCUUUGCUACGUGCCGCAACGAGAGCACCAGCCAUGUUGUAAUAGUGGACACCUGAACAAAUAUAUAUAUAUAUAUAUAGAGAGAGAGAGAGAGGGAGAGAGAGAGAAAUUGCACUAAAUUGGCUAGUGACUCCACAGAUAGUGGUCGUGAACCGUGAAACACGUGGGAUCGGUGGCAACAACUCAUCGAAAGAUCGAAAACCAAAUAAAUUGUAGAGUGCGAUAGCCAUGUUCUUGCAGCCCAGAAGUAAAUCCUGCAUUAUACCCGGGAGAUAAUUCAGUCAUAUUCUCACUCUAAUUUGUAAAGUUUACGGCAGGCAAUUAUCCCUAACCCAGUUUUUAUAAAAAAAAAUCUAUUUAAAAAGGGUUUUUAAUGGAAAAUUACGAUUUCCCCUGAGAUCAUAUUUUCAAGUAAUGUAUUUUCACGUUUUCGUUUUCCAAUCGACCGUAUACAUGCUGAAGACAUGUAAUCUGUUCUGUGGUUUCCAAAACGAAGGUUUGUAAUGUAGCAACAGUUCACAUUGGCUAGUACCUAAUACGUUUCUUCGAUGAGUCAGCAUCAGCGAGUGGUGUUGCUAGCACGGCUGCAAAUGGUGGGAUUGCUAAGCCGAUUGCGAAGCAUCUAUUGACUACUAGUUUGAUAUUAGUCAUCAUAUUAGUAUAGUCAACAUUGUUACGUGUUAUAUACUAUGACUACUUGAUAUAAGCUGCUUUAUCUAGACCGUAUGUAGUACGAGUCAGAAGCCUCUACAAUGGGUAGAUACUAGUACCAGUAGGAAUAAUAAUAAUACACAGAGUAACAAAUCAAAUAUCCUGAAAAGAUGGCGAUCAUGUCGACGACGUCUCAUGUAUUAUACUACUACAACAAUCGAAGAAUACCCAGCCGCAUUCGCUAGACAACCAUUGAACACAAUAGUGUUAAACAGCUACAUCAGCAACGCAAAACAAAAGCCAUUAUGAAAUAAUAUUGUUUUAAUAAUUAUAUAUAUAUAUAUAUAUAUAUAUAAUGAACAUACUAAGAAUGUUGAUCAUCGAAACAUGAGGUUUAAGCGUGCACCGAAUUUUUUUUUAGAACCGAACAUGGAGUGGUAACCAAAUAAUUAGUGCCACGAUGUGUAUUAUUAUUAUGUUUAUUACUAUUAUUGCAAUUUUAUUCAUGUUACUGCUACAAAAUCAUGACCAUGCUUAAUAAAUACGACGAAUAGUUAACAAGUACCAUUACUAGCACUGCUAUUAAUAAUUGCUACGUACUACUUCUAAACGUACCCUAUUCCCGACCUUUUAACCUCUACCACUGUCGAUUUUAAUUGUAGUAUUAAUAAAUAGGCUGUUUAUUGACUGUGUGCUAUUUCCAAGAGAAUGAAAACGACAUGGAAACUCAAUACGCGAAACCUAUAUUUGACUGUUCCCUCAACCAAUGGCGAUAAUACAAAUUGAAACUGGGUGUAUGUAAUUCUGUUUGGGCGUAUUUAUAGAAGCGUAUAGGCAAACACUAGCAGACCAUGUAAUCAUUUCAUAAUAAUAGUACUAAUAGUUUACUAUAAUUAUAUGAACACAGAAACAAAAAACUACCGCACGCAUUAGAGAGGUAUACAGUCGUUCUUCGUUCUCUCAAUAGUUCAUCGUUUUCUACCGCCCCCUGCAAGUCCGGAAAUUCAUGCCACUCUUCUUAAAUGCGACAGCUCUGAGACCGCCUAUCAGAACGUUGUCCCUUUAGAUGUAAACGGUCAGCAUUUGGGAUUCUACCGAGUCGCAGCAGAAAUAGAAAACAAAAAGAAAGAAAACAAAGUUUUAUAUGUAUAUAACCCAAAGAAAAGGUUCUUGUAACAUACGUAUGUAGCAUCUGAUGUCCUUUCGUGGGACGAGUCCUUAUGAAGACUACACAUUUCCAUCCAAUAUGAUUAAAAUUAAUACAAAUAAUUACUGUUGUUAACGUCUUGCUAAUGGAAAAUACAACUAUGACAACUACAAUGAAUUAUUGCCUCAUGAAAUAGCUGCCUGAAGCGACUACCGUACGGACGAACGGACUAACCACAAACAGGAAAAGCCGCCAUUAAUCCUGUGCUCGUUAUAAUUAUGAUCAUUUGUAUAUUUUAAUAGUAAAAGAGGUAGGCAGUCGUUUAUAUGAACUCUAGCUAUACUCUUAACGAAUGAUGUGUGACUAUUGACACAUUGAAGAACAUGAUAACCUUGCAUAAGCAUGAAGUAGGAAGUGACAUAAAAAAAAUUAUUUCUUUUUUAAACGCAUCUAUUAAAAAAUUGAAAAAUCACCACAAAAAUCGCAUGGCGAUGAGAAUGACGAUAAAGAACGAGACACCCAAUGAAGGGCUCCUACAGUCUUGCUAAUUAUUUUGGACAAGUUGUAAGUUAAAAUAUUAACUUAGUUUGUCCAAAUAUAUAUAUAUAUAUAUAUAUAUAGUGAAAUAAUUAAAUCAGGGCGGUACUCGUUGCCAAGGGCUACGACGUACGGAAUAUAUUGUUACACUUUGUAUAUGCUGAAACAAGUAUUGACAGAGGAAGUCUCGAAUAAAACAAUUUUCUUCCAUUAGCAAAACCCAGUCGGCGCCAAACAUUAUCGAAAAAACAAACGUGUUCUGAACAAAAAGCAUGAAGUCAAUGACAAAUCUAGAAAGCCACACACACGAUUCCAUCAGCCGGUCACGGAGUUCUCGCGCAUAGUACCAGGUACAUGUUCGAUGAUACGCGUGGUCUAGAAGCAUAAUAAUGUUGAUAAACGGAAUCUUUCUGACACGUCAUAUAAUGUCACCCGUGCAAACAGAUGCAACGUGUUGACUUUGAACAAUCUUCACGAGAGGGCGAUACCCCUCGGAGCGGUGGUAGAUAUGCGAUUGCAUGGCCCACUACCCAUAUAGCCAGUGCGAUCACAAGCAAGGCAGCGAUUGCCAAUCAGAAGGGAACAUGAUAAUGAAAGUAGAAGUAUUAUUAAAAAUGAGCAGAAAAUAGUCCAAAUGAACGACUCGGUUCACGCCGCAAUGUUAACUAGUAUCGUAAUGUAUUGUGCGUUCCCAGACUAUGUACCUUUUAAAAGACGAACUGUGGACCCCUGAAACAUGACUAUCUCGCUAGUUAGAUGACCUGACAAAAUGUAAAACAUCGAAAAUACUUUUACUUUUUACCCGGUCACUGUAAACAAAGUCAUAAAAUUGGCCAAUUUUCCAACUUUUGAAUUAUUACUUGCUAUGCUCUAUUGCUAAGAAGCGAUAGAUGUACUUGAAUACGGCACACUAUACACGCACUAAUAUUCCACUGUCAGCAAAUUUUCAUCAUGUGAGCCCAUUUGUAUCAACGUAAGCCCUGAUGACAAAGAUGAUUUCCUCAUCAAUCCCUUCAGACGAUUUCUUACAUUUGAAUCUGUAUUGUUGGUUCAAUGGUAGCUGAUAAAUGUGACUCUUAUACAAUAAUAUAAUGUGAGUUAUAAUGUGAGUUAAGAAACGAACUAUUCAAGUCUUCUGCUUGAAACACAAAAAACAAGGAUCGAAGACGACCAUCGAUGUUAGUAGACAACUUCAGAACAACCAUGAUUAGUAUAAUACAUAUUAUAUACAAGCAAAUGAAAAAUCAAAAGUCACAGUAGUAGAAAUCUGUCUCGAUAUCUAUAUGAUCCAAGACAGGAUACAGAUAACAAGGAAUGCAGACACAGACGAUUUCAUAGCAGAUAACCGAAUAAUGUAGGUGGUAAGCUCAUAAGACUACGACUGGGACUCGAAGAUGCUUAAAGGUUUCAAGGAAAUCACAGAUCUGGGGUAGCGGAAAACUAAGCGGAUACUUUUCUAAUACACUGUAACGCUUUAUUUGUGAAGUGACUAGAGUAGACAAGGUCUCCUAAGAUUAAGACUAUUAUCAGUAUUGAUCGAUGUACGGAUAAUCUUCCAAGUAUACUAUUGGCCCUAUGUAUGCUAAUACGGAGUGAACUCCACAAAUAUAUAUAUAUAUUCAGUACUGGGUGUGGUACAGUAGAUUGUAACGAAUGUUAUGAAAUGCCGGCGCGUGUGAGGAAAACAGAGCUUAUUAAUGAUUGAUGCUUCGGGAAAUCCCUGAUCUGUACUCUGAUGCUGGCAAGUGCUGGGUGGCCUAAUGGAUAUUGGCCAGUGAUUAGUAAGUGCACAUUUGAAGCAAGCGACAGCUCCAGGUAAGAAAAAAUAAAUCGGUCUCAGCUGUGACUGAAAUGACUUCAUCAGUCUACAGGGUUUGCCGAAGGUAGCAGAGGUUGUUGGCGGUAGAAAGGUGAAAGAUCUUUAACCAUAGGAUGGAAAUGUAGAAAUCCUUAUGUUUUGUUCUUAUAAUACAAAAAAUAGGUAAAAUAAUAGUUGACUAAAGGAACGUGAUAAGAAGCCCAGAGACAGACAAUCGUAGAGUCUCGCCACUAAAUAAACAUAGCAGAGUGCCGGUGGGUUAAGCAGACUGUAAUGCUGAAGGACACUGGUCCAAAUAUAGAUAGAAUUACGCUGUGCAUCUGUAAGUCAGUGAUAGACAUUCAGCGACGACGGCAAUAGCCAUGGCCGAUCAACUAUGGAUUGACCAAUUGAUUUUCUAAUGCAGGUUGAGUAUUAUUUGUAGAAAUUAUUAAGCAAAUGAGCCGGGAAAAAGGAACAUAGUGACAAUUUCGUGUAUUCAUUAGUAGCAGUUUCAUGAUGAUUUGAGCCAGGUUAAAACUGAGGGCAAAGCUGUCCUACCUCGUGGCAAAUGUAGAAAUACUGAGAUGGCUUUAUUUGAAAGAUUUAGGUCACGCUUAUGUAACACUCGUUUUUUUGGAUGACAAUACUCAACUAGUUGAUCAUUCACGGUUAUGAGAGUCAUUGUGUUAGCUUGUCUCGCACGACAUCAUAUUUCAUCUCAUUAUUUUAAAAUCCAUUAAUGUAUUGUCGCAUGCUAAAAGUAAUAAUCAUAUAUAUGUGAAAAAUAACAAGAUAAUGUCGCUGAUGAUUCUACCAUUUUUUUCGAAAGGAUACACACACAUGUGAUGAACGCGUGAUUGUUGACGCGAGAACAAAUCGUGUCGAAUUUCAAGAUCACGUUAAAUAUUAUAUGACUUAUUAAUCGACCAUCAUGAUCAUUAAUGGUUAAUUAAUUAUUAGACCGAUUGCACAGGGCAAAAAAAGGAUGGUAGUUUUCCUUGCCCCAACCCCACUGAUACGAUGAGUCAAUAACAAUAAUAAUAAAUCAUUAACAACAACCAAUAACAACAAUAACGAGGAUGAUGAUGAUAUCAUUAAAAUGAUACAAUACAAGAUUGCACAAAUUAUUAAGAACGAUAUGAUGAGAAUUAUGAUUGUGAUGAUAAUACGAAAAUCUAAUGAGAUACUAUUCAUGAAUAAUUUAGUUGCUAUAAGGAUAAUUAUAUUGUUACAUACAAUGUAUAGGGACAACAAUUACUAUAAUUAUUAUUACACAAUGGUGGUACCCUAUAGGCGUGUAUAUCUGUGCUCCGCGAAUACGUGCCGAUUCAAUAAUAUCAAUGAAUGAAAAUCGCUCACCAAUUAACAUUUAAAAAGACAGCUCACCUAUAACAAUGAUAGCGUUAUUAUGAGAAUAAAGAGGGUGACUGUAGUAGGAAUAACCAUACACACUGUGUAUACUCCUGAUGGGGGGGGGGGGGGAAAAAACUCCAAUGGUAAUAACACAACAAUAAGAAUUAUAAAUAA
Molecule: messenger RNA, 12915 nt
Organism: Varroa destructor (honeybee mite)
Lineage: Eukaryota; Metazoa; Arthropoda; Arachnida; Mesostigmata; Varroidae
Product: son of sevenless homolog 1-like
Biological process (GO): Ras protein signal transduction
Cellular component (GO): plasma membrane
Molecular function (GO): protein heterodimerization activity; guanyl-nucleotide exchange factor activity
Source: RefSeq, a predicted model, not a curated record